Messenger RNA from Geodia barretti, 2960 nucleotides. Lineage: Eukaryota; Metazoa; Porifera; Demospongiae; Tetractinellida; Geodiidae. The record is from the annotation of a GenBank genome assembly.
AACUGCGUUAUUUAUGAAGGUGAAGUGAAGGCAGUAAUUCUGUUACUGGUAGGUAUACAGUGGGAAUGGGAGGGUGCGUGCCAAAUGCCUCAUUAGCCACUUCAAGUGUGUAUAUACAAAACUGUUUACAGCACCUCUGCUGAUACGAGGCUGAGUCAGACUCGUUAACGUUCAAUUACUUUCUAUAUGAGCCAGGGUUGCAGCUAAACUAAAACAACUGCUUUUAUACUUUAGCUGAAAUAUAGAUAGUCGGAAAACUUUUGAAGGUUGUUUGCCACUAGUAAAGGUGGCAAACAAGAAGGCUACCACUACAAUGUUAUCUACUAUUGGUAUAUGUCAGGGCUCUUGAGCAGAAGAAGCGAGCGAUGGAGCAGGCAGAGGAAGAGAGGAGGAGGAGAGCGCUGGAAGAGAGGAGACAGACCCAGAGAGAGGCGACCGAGCGGUGCAAGAUGGCCAUUAGUCGACUGAGGAUCUCCACACGGGGCUCCAACAACCAUCACCACCAAGACACUCCUGUGGAAAUUAUGUAUACCAGCCUACCACGGCAAGCAGGAACCAAUAGAUCUACUGCCACCACCGUUUAUUCUACCGCAUUAUUGGGUGGAAUGAGAGAGGAGGGAGGGGGAAGAGUUGUUCUGGGAGCACAAGUGGAGUUGAGACAAGACCAGGUCAAUUCUGUCAGGAGGCCACCAGCUUUAGAGGAGGUCCUCAGAUCUAUUAGAGGUGUGUCGAGAUUUCCUCUGUAAAAUGCACGUCUGUCAUCACAUCGCGAAUUCAACAAAAGUCAGCAGAACUCGCCUAAGCCUCCUGCAUCUGUACCAUCUCGACCACCCAGUGUCCAAAGCAGACAAAACAAGACCACAGCUACCACUAGUGUACGCACCAUCUCGACCACCCAGUGUCCAGAGCAGACCAACAGCUACCACUAGUGCUGCAAGUAGUACAUCAGACCCAAACUUUAACACCCACUGCCCUAUUUACAAGGUGCACCACACUAAAGUAGACCAACAGCCUCCAGAACCCAGCAAGCCCAAGUCACCCACCAUCAAGCCCACCCAUACCACUACCACCAGUCAAGAUACAAAGAGACACUCUGACACUGAAGGGAUGGUGUUCCACCCAGUAGUAAGAGGACCGCUCAAGACAAGAGUCGAAGUGUCCCACGAUACCCAAAUCUUGAGAGUCGUGUCUCCAACGCAAGAAGACAGCAGUAGCUCCGGUAGGUCACCUGUGGAUAGUUUGUCCGGCGAUUCCUCAGACGCAGGCUCCACAACUGCUCCGGGAACGAAACGAGUCGUCCGUCGACACAAGAAGAUCGUGAAGAAGGAAAAUCAGAAGAAAAACGGUGAAGAGAAUUCAAUCGCAGCUCCGUCUAACGUGCCCAAGGAGGAUGCUAAACCCUCAACAUCGUCCGGUGACAAGGUCUAUUCUGAUAGCUCCAGCGAUGAUGAGUCAGCCCCUACUCGUUUGUCACCACCUCGUAGCCGUCGACGGAGGAAAUUACCUCCCGGAAAACCCGGGGAAACUUCAAACAGAGAAGCGUCUGUUGAAAACAAUGAACCCCAAGGCCCCAAGAUUGUAGGGAUUCUAAAGAAACCGCGCGGUGGGAGCAGUACGGUUGCCUUUGCUAACACGACAGACGGGAGAAAAGAAACGAGAGCCCCGGAGAAUGUCCAAAGUUGUGCAAGCUCUACAGCCAGCAGUGCCUUUGCGUCAGAGCUAACUCGCCUCAGAGAAGACGCAUCCGGUGCAAUCGGCCGUGCUCAAGUCUCUCGUGACACCAUCUCGCUGUCUUCAGCCAGCACCACAAAGAGAGUCAGAUUCUCCGACACUUUAGAGAGUUCCCUCAACUGCUCCCAGGCAUCGAUAUCUCACCAUCCACCCACGCCCUCUUCUUCCUCUAACACUGACCUCGUGUUAGAACGGCUCUGGAGACAGAUACUGCAAAGCGGGUCGCCUACCAACAUCCCACUGAACGGAAUGUUCAACCCCAGAAUGAAAAUCUCUCUAAGCCAAAAGGGAAAAGGAUCGCAGAAAGAGGCUCAGGUUACGUGCGACCAUAUCACUGUUCACGUCCCUCAGGCAAAGACUCUGCCAGGAGAAAACGAUAGAGUUUCUCGUCCUUCUUUGUCCGUGAGUGGCAGUAGGCAGACGGAAAACACGGGGAGCAGAGACGAAAGAAAAGAACACACGCAGGCAAGUUUCAGCUCGGCACAGAGGCAGCGAACGGGCAUUGGUUCAUCCAUCGAGAGUGCUACUACGCAGGGACUUGUAGCAACUAGUAAAGGAGAGAGUGGAGAGAGAGUGCGCUCCAUCGAGACAGGUCCAACAGACGAAGAGAUUGAUAGAGGCUGGGGCAACAUUCAGGGUCAGCUACAGAGCUGGACAGGUGGGGUCCCAGUGGCCCCCCAGGUCUUCCAAUUUCCCCCGGUUCCCCCGAAAAUUGAGCCCCCAGCAGCAGGGGGUAGAGGUGGAGGGGGCAGGUAUCUCCCGCAUCGACCCCAGCAAAAACCCACUACCACUCGGAGCCACACCCACCAAAAGUGGGCGGGGCCGGAUAAACAAUUACAUCGUUGGCCUCAUGACAUGACCCACCCAGACACUGUCCAAUCAGAACCUUCAUACGUAACUGUGCAGACAUCGUCAUGGGAACAACAACACACGAAACAAACAAAACCAGGUGCCACAGGAUUAUCACAUGAGGAGCAACAACUAAUACAGUCCCUUCAGAAAAUCAAUCAGAGAUUAAAAGAGCAUGAAAUGGCCCACGGUCCUCACUCUUCCUCCCACCCUCCCCACUAUCACCCCGUGUCAGUUCACACUCGCAGACGGACCAACAACCCCACCAGACAGAGCUAGGCAAAAGCAUAAUUAUAUUUAUAUGGACAUUAUAUAUGUCCUCUGAAAUGUGAGCAAACAUGACACAUGCAAAUUCCGUGGGCGAAAAAACCAUUUUUUGA